AAAACUGUAAAAACUCGCAGAUUUUCUUCUUCCCACAAUCACUAAACCGCAUAUGCUUUUUCUUGUCGCUAGCAUUCCCAAAUUUGUAACAAACCGAUAUCAUUCUCGUUGCUCUUCAAAUUAGGGUUCCGAUGCCUUAUAUCUCGUGACUGUCGAUUCGAAUGGAAUCUCUGCAACAAAGAGUAGAAUCAUGGAUCAGAGACCAAAGAUCGAAGCUGAUGAAGGUUACCUGGCCUCAACAAUGGCCGACUGCCAUGAAAUGGCCUUGGAUCAAAGGCAGAGAACAGAGGAAACGGAUGCACGAAGAGUUUCAGCGUCGGAAGAAGCAGCUUCAUAAUCUCUGUAUCGCUGUGAAAGCCGAUUCGUUGUCGGAUUUGCAGGAUGUUCUGUGCUGUAUGGUGCUUUCUGAGUGUGUUUAUAAGAGACCGGAUGCUGAAUUGCUUCAAGCUGUGAAUAAGUUUAAAGCUGACUUUGAUGGUCAAGUUGUGUGUCUGGAGCGAAUUCAGCCUUCCUCUGAUCAUGUUCCUCACAGGUAUCUGUUAGCUGAAACGGGAGACACGUUGUUUGCUUCGUUCAUUGGAACCAAGCAAUACAAGGAUAUGAUGGCUGAUGCGAAUAUACUUCAAGGUGCCAUAUUCCAUGAUGACGUUGUUGAAGAUACCGAUGAAGUAUUCACAAAGAAUUCCCUUGGAGCUGAUGGCCAAAAGAAAGGUUCUGAUGAUGUUCCGAGAACACUUGGAGCAAAGCCACAACAAGGAGUAGCUUCAACUAAACCUGCCGCUCAUCGGGGCUUCAUGUCUCGUGCUAAAGGGAUACCUGCUUUGGAGUUAUACAAGCUGGCUCAGAAGAAAAAAAGAAAACUUGUUCUAUGUGGACAUUCGCUCGGUGGAGCAGUUGCUGUUUUAUCGACCCUUGCAAUCUUGAGGGUGAUUGCAUCUGCUUCUUCAUCGAAAGAACAAGAAAGAAUUCCUGUGAAAUGCAUCACAUUUUCCCAGCCUCCUGUUGGAAAUGCCGCCUUAAGAGAUUAUGUUAAUGAAAAAGGAUGGCAGCAAUACUUCAAGACUUACUGCAUUCCGGAAGACCUUGUACCCCGUAUAUUAUCCCCUGCAUACUUUCAUCACUACAAUGCACAUCAAGUUGACUCUAAGAAGUCAACUUUAUCAAUGUCAAAAAAAGACACAAUAUCAGAGAAACAAAAGGCGAAAAAGGAGAAUGAAAAUGAACAGUUGGUUUUGGGUUUAGGACCUGUAAAUAAUUCCUUUUGGAGACUUUCCAAGCUUGUUCCCUUAGAUGCUGUUAGAAGACAACUUAAUAAAUACACCGGCAAUAAAUUCGAUUCUUCUGUAAAUUCUGCUGCUGAUUCAAACAUAACGUCUUCAAUUGAAGAUGUAGAAGAUGCUCCACAGUCUCUUGAGAUUGAAGAAGAUUCUGAUGGCAUUUCUUUAAAACCGUUUCCCAUCACAGAUAAAGGGGAUUUAAGUGAAACAAUAAAUGGAAAUUCAUCUGGAAAAAGUAAAUCAAACGAAAAACGUAAGGCAUGGCAUAGAGUGCCCACAUUACCUUCAUAUGUCCCAUUUGGACAGCUUUAUCUUUUGGGGAAUUCAUCUGUGGAGUCUCUGUCUGGUGCGGAGUACUCAAAGCUGACAUCGGUUAGGUCUGUGAUUGCUGAAUUAAGGGAACGACUUCAAUCUCAUUCCAUGAGAUCAUAUAGGUCCAGAUUCCAAAGGAUUUUCAAUGAUUGCAUGAGAGAUAACUCUUCAUCUUUUUUGGUAAUGGAUCAACAACAACAAUUCCCACAGUUACAAAAAUGGCUCGGUAUUUCACUUGCUAAUACAGUUGAGCUUGGACACAUUGUGGAAUCUCCUGUAAUAUGCACCGCUACAUCUAUUGUUCCUCUUGGAUGGAAUGGUGUUCCUGGUGAAAAGAAUAUCGAACCUAUUAAAGUAGAUAUUACCGGAAUCGGUUUGCAUUUAUGCACCCUAAUUCAAGCCCGAGUUAACGGUAACUGGUGCUCAACAACUGUUGAAAGUUUCCCUUCAGCGCCCACCAAUCAUUCAGACCAGGGUGUAAAGUCGGACAUGCAAAAGAUUCGUGUUUUAGUCGGGAGACCUCUAAAGCAACCAAAGCAUCAAAUUACUACAGAUUCGUUAAUUCCUGCAUUUCCUUCAAUGGAUAUAAACUCGGUUGAUCAAAGUAUAUCACAGAAUCUACAAGCGUUCAAUUUGGGGAAAUUUAUGUGUCCUGACGGUUUAAGCGACUUUGUUGUUUUUUGUACAACUGAUUUCUCCACCAUCUCGAAAGAAGUUCAAGUUCGAACCCGUAGGGUGCGAUUGGUUGGCCUUGAGGGUGCUGGUAAAACUUCUCUUUUGAAGGCGAUAUUAGAUCAAGGGAAGGUAAACAUUUCAACCAACAUUGAAAAUUUUUCUAUGGAUCUCGAUGUUCAAGAAGGCAUUGCAGGUGGUGUAUGCUUUACAGACUCAGCAGGCGUAAAUUUACAGGAUCUGAAUAAAGAAGCCACUCGUUUUAAAAACGAAUUAUGGAUGGGGGUUCGUGAUCUGAGUACAAAAACCGAUUUAAUUGUGCUAGUGCACAAUCUAUCACACAAAAUACCAUGGUACACACCCUCAAAUGCAUCAACACGCCAACCGGCGCUCUCGUUUUUAUUAGAUGAAGCUAAAGCACUUGGAAUCCCUUGGGUGCUUGCUAUAACAAACAAGUUUUCGGUGAGUGCUCAUCAGCAAAAGCAAGCAGUAGAAGCUGUUCUUCAAGCAUAUCGAGCAGUUCCUAGUACUACUGAAGUUGUUAAUUCAUGCCCGUAUGUGAUGCCCACCGCAGCAGGGAAUCUUACGGAUUCCGAUGAGUGGGUGGGUCCCCAUAAGUUGAUCGCGGGUCCUGUUAACAUGGUUAGACGCUCCCUUCAGAAGAGAAGUACCACCCUUCCUGUUGAGGGUGUCGGUUCUCUUUGUCAGCUUGUCCACCGUGUCAUUCGCAACCACGAGGAAGCUGCUUUGCAGGAAUUUGCGAAGGAGAGACUUAUGGUGGAAUUAGCAAAAGAGAGAGAUUCGGCAGUUGAUGCAAAUCAAGAUGCAAUGGCUAAGGCAAACUCAUUAUCGGCUGCAGCAGUGGGUGCUUCUGUUGGGGCGGGUGUUGGUAUUGUUAUGGCUAUUGUUAUGGGUGCAGCUUCUGCAUUGAGGAAACCAUGAGAUAUAUAAUAUGCCUUUUAAUUAUAUGUCUAAAGUAAUAUAUAUAUCUAUAUGCUCUUGGUUAGAUUUUCUGGAUUUUGUCGGCGGAUGUGAAUUUAUAGAUUGUAUCUAUGUGGGUAUUAGAAUGAAAAGGUACUUGGGGGAAAUGCCAAUUGUUUAUUUGUUUUCUUAGA
Helianthus annuus (common sunflower) is the source of this 3376-nucleotide messenger RNA. RefSeq lists its product as uncharacterized. The record is from RefSeq and is a predicted model, not a curated record. Gene Ontology annotation, biological process: lipid metabolic process. Lineage: Eukaryota; Viridiplantae; Streptophyta; Magnoliopsida; Asterales; Asteraceae. Bases 162 to 3203 code for a protein of 1013 amino acids. The transcript has 13 exons.